AUAUAAAUACUCUUCAUGGUUUUUCCUCUAGGUCGUUAUGUUCCUUCUGGUGGCACUAAUAUUUCCGAGUCAAGCAGCGCAAUCUGCCAUCCCUGGUCUAACGGAACAGCUGAUGAACAGCAGUGCGAUACCAACGGAGGGUACAGCCAGCUGGAGAAUUAUCUGUACGUGUUUGUCACCGCUACGUUCCUCAUGUCGUUCCUGGUGGGCCCGUUGUACACGCUAGGGGUCGCUUAUCUGGACGAGAACGUGAGCAAAAAGGUGUCAGGUGGAUAUGUUGGGAUCCUGUAUGCCUCAACUGCUAUUGGUCCUGCUGUUGGUUACGUCAUGACAUCUCAACUGCUCAAUCAGUACAUUGACUGGCCGGAAGUAACGAAUUUGACACCCAAUGACCAGCAAUGGUUAGGAAACUGGUGGUUCGGAUUCUUUAUGCUGGCCAUCGUCGCCUUUUCGGUUGCCAUUCCGCUGUUUUGUUUUCCACGAAAGCUAGGCGGUAUCCAAAAGCGCCCAGAAGAAACUGAAGAGGAAACUACCCUUCCUGCCAGUAAAGAUGACAAAGAUGGCGCCGAAGAGGAUGAUGAUGAUGAUGAGCCUGCUAAGGCUUUCCCUUGUGGUGCUCAGGACUUCUGGUCCACCGUGAAGGAUCUUGCGAGUAAUUUCUCCUACGUGGGUCUUUGCCUUGCAGGUUGUUCUGAAGCUAUAGUACUUUCCGGGGUGAUGACGUUUGGACCCAAACUAGGACAAACACAACUUGGACUCCAAGCUUCCGAAUCUGCGCUCUACCUCGGACUGAUGAUGAUUCCCUCUGGAGCAGUAGGCAAUCUUUUCGGCGGUUGGCUCGCGAAGAAAUGUGGAGCAGACUGCAAGAAGCUACUAAGGCUUGUCCUGAUUGUUAAUCUAGUCUCCAUGCUUGGACACAGUGUCUUCCUCCUGUCCUGUCCCACACCAGGCACUACGACCUAUCUCGCCACCAACAGCACAAGUUGUGCCACUGACUGCGGCUGUGCAGAUUCGCUGUACGACCCGAUCUGUGAUCUCAGUGGGAUCGAAUACCAGUCCGGCUGUCAUGCGGGAUGUACAGGCGUUAACAAGACAGGAACCACUACGACGUACUUCAACUGCAGCUGCAUCGUGGAGGACUGGCUCUUCACAAACGUCACAUCCAGUUCCGGGUCAGAGGCCAUACACGGCCCAUGCCCCGGCGGAUGCCCCACUUACGUCAUGCCCAUGUUUCUCACCUUGUUCGUCCUGCUGAGCAUGCUCGCCGCCGCAUCCAUGGCUCCUUACACCGCAACUAUACUGAGACUUGUUCCUAAACCAAGGCGGUCCUUUGCCCUUGGAGUGCAGUGGACCUUAUUCAGAUUGCUUGGCGGGAUUCCCGGACCUGUCAUCUUCGGUCACAUCAUUGACCAGGCGUGUGCGCUGUGGCAAGAAUCUGAUUGUGGGGAGGUGGGCGCCUGUGCAGUUUACGACAGCGGCAAACUGGGCUUGUACCUGCUCGUUUCGUCGGUGUCCAUCAGGCUGGUGUCCAUGGCGCUGUACUUACUGGCAUACUGCCUGUACAAACCGGUGGCGGAAGAAGAGGAAAGUGUUCCCGCGGAGAGUGAAACAAUGAUAUAAUCUUCUUUUUUCUUAAAUCGGUAUAAACAACAUAAAGUAACAGGGUAUGAUAUAUAGGAAUCAGGGAAAUUAAACUAACACUCAGGACUCAAAAAAGUUUGCUGUGAGAAGCUUUUAUAUGGUAUCAACCAUAUUUCUUCAGCUGUGAAGGCUCACGUGACCUGAGGGUCAGAGGUCACUCUCAGGUCACGUGACUGGACGAGUGUGUUGUGGAAGGGAAGGAGUCGGUAGCGGCCCAGGUCCCGGUUCAGCAUGGGAGAACGGGCCCUGAGAUAUAGUUUUUUUUAAUCGGUAUAGAUAAUAUUACAGUAACAAGGUGUGAUGAUUAACAUGUCAUCGAGUCGUAUUCAUUGUAUAUUUUUGCUUUACUAAACAAUAUUUGGGCACGAAUUUGCAAUAAAGUACUUACUGUCUAGUAAUUAUCAUUACUUUUUUAAGUAUCAUUCUAUGCUCUGGAAAUAGAAUAUCUGAUUGAAUUCUAUCCUACAUCGUUGUACACCUACGGUACAUCCCCGUACGCGUUCAGUUAUUGUUUGUUGUGGUGUGUGCUUGUAGUUACGUCAUACGGUAGAAUGACGGAAAGUACAUGUAAGUGGGAAGAUUGUGUCACACCAAAGGAGUAACAGGAUGUUGAGCUCAAAGUUGUUUAUCAAAACUUACAUUUAAGGUCAUGGGGCCAAUGGAAUAGGCUACCUUG
Messenger RNA from Branchiostoma floridae (Florida lancelet), 2317 nucleotides. Its product is annotated as solute carrier organic anion transporter family member 4C1-like. Gene Ontology annotation, cellular component: membrane. Gene Ontology annotation, molecular function: protein binding. NCBI's taxonomy places the organism in Eukaryota, Metazoa, Chordata, Leptocardii, Amphioxiformes, Branchiostomatidae. The transcript has 11 exons. The coding region runs from base 16 to 1620 and encodes 534 amino acids. Gene Ontology annotation, biological process: transmembrane transport; sodium-independent organic anion transport. The record is from RefSeq and is a predicted model, not a curated record.